AUGGUGCCGGCUCCCUUGAUCGGGACGCACACAUGCGGCGACCAUCUUAUUAACAACGUCUCCACGGAUAUCGUCGCCUCCCCUUCAUUUCUGCAGCAGAUGCUCUCAAAACGUGGAUAUCGUGUCUUAAAAUGCGGAACUUUGAAAAAGAAGACCACUUCUAUGGUUGGGCUAUUUUUCAAGAAAGAGAAAGUCAUUUAUGAAGAUCCAAUUCAAUGUCAUUUAUGUCUGCAUCGAGAAACCCUGUAUUUGGAAUGGUAUAAGAACAACGAGGACUGUCUGACUCAUCAAGGCAGGUUGCAACCACUUCUGGAUAGAACCAUCUACAAAGUUCAAGUGGAUAUGAAAGACGAGAACACUUUCGUUUUGAUAAAUACCGACAAUCCGAAGGAUGAAAGUGAUGUAGUACACUGGACAGCUCCAAAUGUUCGGCUGCGUGACGAAUGGGUGGAAGCUAUUGAAAAAGGGCUCGAAGGUCUUGGUGUUUAUCUGGGAGCCAAGCGAUCACCGUUCUACCAAUUUAACCUAAAGCCUUGGUGGAAGGAAGUUGCUGUCGAAAAAGAUUAUUCCAUGCUAGAAAACGAUAUAGAUGAGGAAUUGUGUCCGGCAAUGAUAGAAGCGAUUGCUACUCGUGACGCCGCCAGAAAAGCCUCCAUGGAAAAUUCCGCACUUUACGCGACGACGAGCAAUGGUCACAACAAGGCACCACUAGCCGUCACCAGUCCCGAAUUCGAGAUUUCCGGCUGUGAGAGCCCAAGUGAGCAGGAGGAAGUACCAGAGACCUUCGCUCCGCCUACUCCAUUUCCACGACCGACCCCGAAGAAGGAUUUUGUAUUUAACGAAAAAGAAACGGCUUCUCCCCUGGAUAUUGCUAUUCCGCCGCCGAGUCAAGAUCAAGCGGCAAGCGCGACCGGAGCCUAUGGAGUGCCGAGAGCCUAUGAUAUUCCUCGUCAUCUUGCUGCUUUAUCUCCAAGCUGUGAGAAGCGGCUCUCAUCUGCGUUGAGCACCACUAGUAUCGCCAGUAGCAGUACGGAUUCUCGUGGGUCGGCGGAUCUCAAGGAACCUCGACGAGUUUCAAUUUCAUUUUUGGCGCCAUACGUUGAAAAUGGAUACGAAAAGCCCCGCCGUUCGUCUAUGCACACGUUGCCUUCCCUCAAGCAACUUCGCGACAUUUCGAUUUCAUUAACUAUGAUGAUCGAAAAUGUGAUUAUUGUCGAUGUGGGAAGAAGGCUAUGGGUCGCUGGCUGGUCUCGAAAAGUCGACAAUCAAGUUUCCUGUAUCUUCCGGGUCGGGGAUGAGCUUGUGAAAGUCGGGAAAUGUCCUGUUGGCGAUCUGGAAGGCUUGCACAGUCUCUACCAUAGAGAAUCAAAACCAGGCCAUCCUUUGAUGUUGCAAAUCCGGCCGAUGCCAAAUGCCGUCACUUUCCAGUUGACGAAGCCUAUCCAAGAGAAUAAGUCGCUUGGGAUUGAAUUGCAUAAACAAAAGAAUAGAAUCGCGAAAAUCAGCCCCGACAGCCCUGCAUACAUGCGUGGCGUCCCAGCGACCCUUCCCGCAUAUUUUGAUGCAGGCAAAGAUACACCUGCCGUCAUUACUGAGGUGAACCACCGGCGGCUCAACCCCUACUCCCGGGACGCCGAAUUCGAGAAGCGACUGAUCUCAGUGUGGCCCGGGCAAAGCUUCACCAUUACACUUCAGCCAUACGAUUUUAUCCGGGAGCUGAAGCGGCAGCUCCGCAAAAUUCCCUAUUAUACUUAUUAUUUAGACACUGAGAAAACGGUGAUGGUGAAGGAAUUGAAGAAAUGUCGAACAUGUCUUCAUCCCAUUUACAAUCGCUAUAAACUCACCGGACCGUCUGGCAGCUGGCAUGAAUAUUGUCUGAAGUGCUGCAUCUGCGGUCAGGACCUUGAGUAUCGGGGCAGGCUCAAAUACCAUUAUCGGAAGGGGAAUAUCUACUGCAAUGAUCAUUACCAUGCUGAAUUCAGUUCUAAAGGGGAGUGUGGGCGCUGUGAGUUGACGAUAAAUGGGAACGAAAUGGUGCAGCGAUGUCGGGGGACACCGUAUCACAUUGACUGCUUCCGGUGUUACUAUUGCGGCAAUGCGCUCAACCCUGGCGACAAGUUCCACUGCCAGGGCAACAUUCUGGUGUGUGAAUGGGACUAUCAGAGGAUCGCGUAUUAUACGGUCACACAGAGUUAUGGUAACCUUUUCAACGGAAAUUUCAUGCUGCCAUCUGCCAAGGAUAUUACGCAAAUCUCGCUCAACUAUCCAAUGGGUACUAACGAUGUCCCCGACGAGUCGUCCAACUUA
Molecule: messenger RNA, 2307 nt
Organism: Mesorhabditis spiculigera
Lineage: Eukaryota; Metazoa; Nematoda; Chromadorea; Rhabditida; Rhabditidae
Source: the annotation of a GenBank genome assembly